UGCCAGUUCCACAUCAAAAGUGACAAAGAAGACUACUACUAUACAGGAUGAUGAUUCAAGGUUAACAAAUGCUGCUAUAGAUUUAAAUGUACAAAAUGAUGUAACAUUCAACGCACUUGUUUCAACUGAAGAAUUAUUAGCACAAAUAGGAUUGGCAAGAGAAUUUGCAAGUGAUAGCAAAAUUGAGCAUCCCUAUGUUGAUAAACUAAAAAGAGUACAAAUGAUCUUAUUUGAUUUAAGUCAUGCUAUAUCAAAGACAACAUCUGGAGAAAGCAAGUCUUUUGAAAGUAAACAUAUUAGUGAUUUGGAAGAAUGGAUAUCAGAGUAUGCCAAUCAAUUGCCGCCUCAAGAAACUUACAUUAUUCCGGGUGGUGGUAAAGCUUGUUCUACUCUACAUUCAGCAAAAGCAGUAUGUAAGCGUGUAGAGAGAAACGUUGCAUCGUUAGUGCAAGAUGGUUUAUUGAAUAAAGAAGCACAAAUAUAUUUAAAUAAAUUACAAAACUUCCUACUAACAACAUCGCGUAUUGCAGCAAAGUGUGAUCAACGUACAGAAAACAUAUAUAUUCCUAGAGCAGAACUUAAUGACAAUAAGUAA
Dufourea novaeangliae is the source of this 595-nucleotide messenger RNA. Its product is annotated as cob(I)yrinic acid a,c-diamide adenosyltransferase, mitochondrial-like. The record is from RefSeq and is a predicted model, not a curated record. NCBI's taxonomy places the organism in Eukaryota, Metazoa, Arthropoda, Insecta, Hymenoptera, Halictidae. The transcript is spliced from 2 exons. The annotation marks the transcript as partial. Gene Ontology annotation, molecular function: corrinoid adenosyltransferase activity.